GUAAAUAUUUUGGGCCUAAUGUGUAUAAAGUGAGAUUUUACCGAUUUCUGAAGACGGAAAAAUCGGACAUUUGAAAACCCUAGACCUAAAGAGUGACCUGUUUCAAUUUCUUUGCAAUUGACGGACAGAGGAGUAUUUUCUUUGUAUCCAAUUUCAAUGGCAACCCCGACGCCACAGCUAUAUGUCCACGGUUACAGUUGUAAGAAGCAUUUGUGGUAUUGUAUUGAUACAGAAAAAUUAAAUUGCAUUUCGGAUGGACUUUCUCCGGUUGCUCAAAUGGAGUCGGAAUCCGGAGGAGGCUGGGCCCUUGUGGAUGGCCACAUCUACUGGGCUGGCGGAAUCACUGAAUCCCUCCUUGGAGAAGGAGUUGGAGAAGGAGAGAUCAGAAAGAUCAGACACUCUAUGAAGUUGUAUAGGCACAACAUCAGAAGCCCCCAACCCGAAUUCUGGGAAUGCGUAUCUCAUUCCAAGGAACUUCAGCAGUACGAACCCUGUGUCCUUGCCCUCGGUAGAACGAUCUAUUUUCUGGGGGCAGAAAUUUUCCACAUAUAGGCGACAACUACGAAGGGAGGCACUGCGGCGAAGCUUACAACAUUGACACCAAAAGCUGGGAGCUGUUGGCAUUGAAUGUCCAGGAUUUUGCUCCUAAAUUUAGUGGUAGAACUACUGCCGUUAUGAAAGAGGAAAGUGAUGCGACAGUUGUAUGCUGCUCAUUUCCGGCAGGUAAUUUACUAUUUUACAAACUCAGUCUAGAUGGUCUAGAUGGUUUCAAAGUUGAAGUUCAUCCCAACUUUAAUUUCACAUUAUCAGAUUGCAACUCUUUGCCCAAUUCGCUUGUAUUGGAUGACAUUGACCUUGAGAUACUAGCCUAUGCGAUCACCGCUGCACGCCCGCUUGUAAGCAACUCAACAUUGUAUUGGUUCACCAAUGACCUGCACUACUUGUAUGGAUAUGAUUUUUCCAAGGAAAAAUGGUUUAGAUCAACAAGUCUUAAACAGGAUUUAUUUAGAUCAACAAGUUGGGAAAGGGAAAUUCAUAGGGAAUCUCCAGUUCCAGUUUUGGUUGAGCUGUCUAGUACAUCUUUCCUGGUGAUUGCUCUUUUAUCUUCGGGAAAAUUGGGGGUGGCUUCCCUUUCUGUCUACAAAACAACAGACACUUUAGAUGUGUCCGUGGGGGCAUGCCAAAUUAUAUCUGUUGAUCCUUAUUUCCUUCCUCGUGAUGGGAUGGUGGCAAUCGCUGUAGACAGUGUUGAAGAGCCAGUGAAGAAAAAGGGUUCUACCAUCAAAGACGAAAGACCACAGAGGAUGAAGGGGCAGUCGCCCCAUGCAUCAUGCGAGAAAGAAAUGCAACUUGAGUAGUGAAGUCUAGAACAAGUGGCCCAAUUAUAUGUAGGUCUACUUUCCAAAACGAUCAACUCUGUAGUUAAGCAGAUCUAUUUGGCUUAAGUGAAUCUAGCAAUAUCUUGCAGCUAUCUGUUUAAAGUGCAUAACCUGUUAUGUAGAUUCUGGAUGGCUUUAAAACUAAAGUGCCAUCACAUUUCGACAGUAAUUUGGUUUUUGAUAGUCCUUGAUUGGAAGAAGUCAUGCAGUCAACAUGUGCCCUGCAUUUUUGU
Messenger RNA from Nicotiana tabacum (common tobacco), 1612 nucleotides. RefSeq lists its product as uncharacterized. The record is from RefSeq and is a predicted model, not a curated record. Lineage: Eukaryota; Viridiplantae; Streptophyta; Magnoliopsida; Solanales; Solanaceae.